Messenger RNA from Lacerta agilis (Sand lizard), 10556 nucleotides. Its product is annotated as dynein heavy chain 11, axonemal-like. Bases 12 to 10556 code for a protein of 3514 amino acids. The record is from RefSeq and is a predicted model, not a curated record. The transcript is spliced from 67 exons. Gene Ontology annotation, molecular function: dynein intermediate chain binding; dynein light intermediate chain binding; ATP binding. NCBI's taxonomy places the organism in Eukaryota, Metazoa, Chordata, Lepidosauria, Squamata, Lacertidae. Gene Ontology annotation, biological process: microtubule-based movement. Gene Ontology annotation, cellular component: dynein complex.
AUGUGGACCAGAUGGAUACACUGGAUAAAAUGCACCGGGAAAUUAUGAGCAGGGUGCACUCGGUCAUUGUUAAUGUUCAGGAAUAUCAAAGCUACUUUAGGAAAUACAGCCACUUAUGGAUGGAUGAUAAAGCCAAAUUUAUGAAGCAGUUCCUUCUCUAUGGACGAUUUCUCCGUACUGAAGAGCUGGAAUUAUAUGCAGACUAUGAACUUCAGAAAUGCUCCCCACAGUUAAAUCACUUUAAACAACAGAUCAGCAUUUAUGAAGCCCUGCACGAAGAAGUAAGCAAGUUUGAAAACCAGAAGAUUUUUAAUGGCUGGUUUCAGGUUGAUAUUAAGCCUUUUAAGAUAGCUGUGAUGAAUGUUAUUAAAAAAUGGAGCUGGAUGUUUCAGGAGCAUCUGCUCAACUACGUAGCCCAAAGCAUUACAGAAUUAGCCAAGUUCAUCCAUGAAACGGAAAAAGGGUUAGCUAAGCAAGUGAAUGAAGGAGAUUACACACUUCUGGUUGAAAUAAUGGGACACCUCAUGGCUAUCCGCGAUCGGCAAUCCAUUGAAGAUAUUUUCAAGCCUCUAAAAUCCACGGCUGAAUUGCUGCGAAGCUAUGGGCAACAGCUACCAGAGCAGAUUUACACAGAACUUGAGGAAUUACCUGAAAAGUGGAAGAAUCUUAAAAAGAUUGCCUUCACUGUGAAGCAUGAAGUGGCUCCUCUACAGUCCAAUGAAGUGUCUGUUAUCAGAAGAAAAUGUGUACUUUUUGAGGUUAAACAGCAAGAGUUCAGAAACAGAUUUAAAAAUGAAGCCAUCUUUAGAUUUGAUGCUGGGAAUCCAUAUGCAUGCAUGGACAAGACUCAUAAAGACAUUGCAAAACUAGAGACAGAAAUGAAAAUGCUGCAGGAAACUGCAAAGCUUUUUGAAGUGAGUGUGCCAGAAUACAAGCAGCUGAAGCAGUGCCGUACUGACGCCAUCUUGCUUAAAUCAGUCUGGGAUAUGGUGGUGUUUGUCCAGAUGAGCAUUAAAGACUGGAUGAAAACUCCAUGGAAACAUAUAAAUGUUGAACAAAUGGAUGUAGACCUUAGAAGAUUUUCAAAGGACAUGAAGACUUUGGAUAAAGGAAUACGUGCUUGGCAUGUAUACGUGGGAUUAGAGUCAACAGUUAAGAAUUUGUUAACCUCCUUGAGAGCAGUGAAUGAACUUCAGAACCCUGCCGUCCGGAAAAGACACUGGCAACAACUUAUGGCUGCAACAGGGCCGCAAAUGACUUUUCUUUUCAAUUUCGUUUCCCAGGUCUGCUUUGUCAUGAACGAAGACACUACACUAGGGGACCUUUUAGCUCUCCAGCUCCACAGGGUAGAAGAUGAAGUGAAACAUAUUGUGGAUAAAGCUGUGAAAGAAAUGGCAAUAGAAAAAGCACUCAUGGAAAUCAAUCAGACAUGGGGUGUUAUGGAUUUCUCAUAUGAAGAACAUCACAGCACAGGCACGCCAUUGUUGAAAUCCGACGAAAACCUUAUAGAAACACUAGAAGACAACCAGGUGCUGCUUCAGAAUAUACUGAUGAGUAAAUAUGUGGAAUAUUUCCUGGUGGAGGUCAGUAGCUGGCAAAAGAGCUUAAUGGUAGCAGACAUGGUAAUUUCACUGUGGCUGGAAGUACAGCAAACCUGGGCUCAUCUCCAGAGUAUCUUCACCAAUUCUGAGGAUAUACGAAACCAGCUUUCAGAAGAUGCUAAAAGAUUUGAGGGGAUUGAUAAGGAUUUCAAGGAACUUAUGGCUGUGCUGGUGAAGGCAAAAAAAGUCAUAGAAGUAACAAACCAGAUGGGAUUACUUGGAAAACUGGAAGUUCUUCAACAAAGGCUCACACUUUGUGAGAAAUCCUUAGCGGAUUACUUAGAUGCCAAGAGACUCACCUUUCCAAGAUUCUAUUUUGUCUCUGCAGUGGAUUUGUUAGAAAUCAUCUCUAAAGGAACUCAUCCCAAGCAGAUUACCAGGCACUUGGUGAAGCUCUUUGACAAUGUGGCCGACCUUAAAUUUGAAGAGGACAAAAGCACUGAAAUACAGAUGGCCGUAGGAAUGUACAGCAGAGAAGGAGAGUUUGUGGUCUUCUCAGAGCCCUGUUUCUGCAAAGGGCAGGCAGAAUGCUGGUUAAGCUCUUUAGAGGAAGCCAUGCACAGGACAGUCAAGCAGAAGAUAAUGGAAGCUGUGUCAGCCUACGAGGAUAAGUCCCGAGACCAGUGGCUCUUUGACUUCCCGGCCCAAGUGGCUUUAACCAGCAGUCAAAUCUGGUGGGUAGCUGAUGUCAGAAUGGCUUUUGAUCGGCUCGAGGAAGGCUUUGAAACGGCCUUGAAAGAUUACAACCGCAAACAGAUUGCUCAACUGAACGCCCUUAUAAACAUGCUGUUAGGGGAACUCACCCCUGGAGAUCGUCAGAAGAUCAUGACAAUAUGCACAAUUGAUGUACAUGCUAGAGAUGUUGUAGCAAAGCUUAUAGCACAGAAGGUUUCCAACGGACAGGCAUUUACUUGGCUAUCGCAGUUGCGCCACAGGUGGGACGAAGAGCAGAGCAAGUGCUUCGUCAACAUUUGUGACGCUCAGUUUCAGUACUUUUACGAAUACCUUGGAAACAGCCCCAGGCUUGUAAUUACGCCACUGACUGACAGAUGCUAUAUUACAUUGACACAGUCUCUUCACUUGACCAUGAGUGGCGCACUGUCAGGCCCUGCAGGAACAGGAAAAACAGAAACCACCAAGGACUUAGGCCGUUCUCUUGGAAUGAUGGUGUAUGUUUUCAACUGCUCUGAACAAAUGGAUUAUAAGUCAAUUGGAAAUAUCUACAAAGGUUUGUGCCAAACUGGCGUGUGGGGGUGUUUUGAUGAGUUCAACCGCAUUUCUGUGGAGGUGCUGUCUGUCGUUGCUGUUCAGGUUAAAACUAUUCAAGAUGCCAUCCGUCACAAGAAGAAAAGAUUCAAUUUUUUUGGUGAGAGUAUUGAAUUGAAAGCAACCGUGGGGAUCUUCAUAACUCUUAAUCCAGGUUAUGCAGGAAGAGCAGAACUUCCAGAAAACCUUAAAGCUCUUUUCCGACCCUGUGCAAUGGUGAUUCCAGACUUUGAACUUAUUUGUGAAAUAAUGCUGGUGGCGGAAGGAUUUGUGGAUGCCCGAUUGCUUUCUAGAAAGUUCAUUUGCCUCUACAAACUUUGCCACGAACUUCUUUCAAAACAGGAUCAUUAUGACUGGGGUCUUAGAGCUAUAAAAUCAGUUUUAGUUGUGGCUGGAUCACUGAAACGAGAAGACCAAAGCAAACCUGAAGACCAGGUUUUGAUGAGAGCCCUCAGGGAUUUUAAUCUUCCGAAGGUAGUCACUAAUGAUGCCCCUAUAUUCCUGGGCCUGAUCAACGACUUGUUUCCAUUGCUGGAAGUUCCACGGAAAAGGGAUCUGAAGUUGGAACAGCUGGUGCGCCAGUCCAUUGCAGAACUCCAUUUGCAGCCCGAGGAAAACUUUAUCCUGAAGGUUAUGCAGCUAGAAGAACUACUGUCUGUCAGGCAUUCGGUCUUUGUGGUUGGAAAUGCUGGGACAGGGAAAAGCCAGAUAUUAAAGACACUACACACGACUUAUUCAAAUAUGAAGCUGAGGCCAGCAUGGAAUGAUAUCAACCCCAAAGCUGUCACAACAGAUGAACUUUUUGGGUUUCUUCACCCUUCAACAAGGGAGUGGAAAGAUGGCUUGUUUUCUUCCACGAUGAGAGAACUGUCUAGCAUCACACAUGAUGGCCCCAAAUGGAUUGUGCUAGAUGGUGACAUUGAUCCUAUGUGGAUUGAGUCGCUCAACACUGUCAUGGAUGACAAUAAGGUUCUGACUCUAGCAAGUAACGAACGAAUUUCAUUAACGCCUUCCAUGCGGCUGGUGUUUGAAAUAAGCCACCUUUGGGCAGCAACUCCAGCCACUGUGUCGAGAGCUGGCAUCCUCUAUGUGAAUACGCAAGACCUAGGCUGGAGUCCGUAUGUGACCAGCUGGAUUGAAACUCGCAAAGCACAGACGGAAAGAGCAAAUCUAACCAUCCUUUUUGACAAAUAUGUUCCUUACUGCUUGGAGCAAGUCCGCUGCAACUUAAAAACCAUCACCCCCGUUCCAGAGAACAGCAUGGUUCAGACUUUGUGUUCAUUACUGGAUUGUCUCCUGACCCCAGAGAACGUCCCCCCAGACUCUCCUCGUGAACUCUACGAAGUAUAUUUUGCAUUUGCAAGUGUAUGGGCCUUCGGUGGUGCUUUGUUCCAAGAUCAGCUAAUUGAUUAUCGCAUGGAGUUUAGUAGAUGGUGGAUCAAAGAAAUGCGAACAAUAAAAUUCCCUUCCCAAGGGACGGUUUUUGAUUACUUCAUUGACCCGGAUACGAAAAAAUUUACUUUGUGGAGUGAGAAAAUUCCAGGCACCGAAAUAGAAGCAGAUGUCCCUCUCCAGACAGUCUUGAUUCAUACAUCCGAGACCAUUCGCUUGAGAUAUUUUGUGGAUUUGCUUUUGGAGAAGGGUCAGCCAAUUAUGCUGGUGGGAAAUGCUGGAGUUGGAAAAACCAUUCUCAUGUCGGACAAGUUUAGCAAGCUCUCAGAAGAUUAUAUGGUUGCCAAAGUCCCCUUCAAUUAUUACACAACAUCUGCUAUGCUUCAGCGUGUUCUUGAAAGGUCCUUGGAAAAGAAAGCUGGCAGAAAUUAUGCUCCUCCAGGCAUGAGAAAAUUAAUUUACUUCAUUGAUGAUCUUAAUAUGCCUGAGGUAGAUGCCUAUGGGACUGUCCAGCCUCAUACUUUAAUUAGACAGCACCUCGACUAUAGUCAUUGGUAUGACAGACAGAAACUGAUUUUGAAAGAAAUUCACAAUUGUCAGUAUGUCACGUGCAUGAAUCCCACUGCUGGAAGUUUUUCAGUAAAUCAGCGUCUUCAGAGACAUUUCUCUGUGUUUGCUGUCCACUUCCCGGGAGCAGAUGCUUUAGCAACUAUCUACGGGAAGAUAAUGAACAUGCAUUUCCAGCAGGAGGGAUUCUGUCACAGUAUAGUGAAGUCUGUCGGCACACUUGUCCAAGCUGCCAUUUCACUGCACCAGAAGAUGACGCAGAAUUUUCUACCCACAGCCAUCCGAUUCCAUUAUAUUUUUAAUCUGAGAGAUUUGACACGCAUAUUCCAGGGUAUGCUUUUCGCAUCCCCGGACUGCGUGCGGGCUCCUAUUGACUUGGUCCAUUUAUGGUUUCAUGAAUCUUCCCGAGUCUACUCUGAUAAACUUAUGGAGGAAAAUGAUAUCGAACAUUAUAACAAAGUGCUUAUUGAUACAGCCAAAAGGCAUUUUGAGGGUGUUGAUGAGCACAUAUUUAUCUAUAAGCCACUAAUUUACUGCCACUUUGCCCACGGUGUUGGAGAACCUCGUUACUUUCCAGUAUCUGAUUGGAAGAAGCUGACCAGAAUUUUAACAGAGGCGUUAGAGCACUACAACGAACUGCAUGCAGCAAUGAACCUUGUUCUCUUUGAGGAUGCCAUACAGCACGUCUGCCACAUCAACCGCAUUCUUGAAGCUCCCUAUGGAAAUGCGCUUCUGAUUGGAGUCGGAGGAAGUGGAAAGCAAAGUCUGUGCCGCUUAGCUGCUUUUCUCGGCUCACUGGAAGUCUUCCAAAUCACCCUACGCAAAAACUACGGGAUUCAUGAUCUCAGGAGUGAUAUUGCUACACUUUACUUUAAAGUUGGCGUGAAGAACAUCGGCACUGUGUUUCUUCACGCAGAUGCUCAGAUCCCUGAUGAGCGUUUUCUCGUAUUAAUUAACGACAUGCUGGCAUCAGGUGAUAUCCCUGAUUUAUUUAAUGAAGAUGAAGUGGAUAGCAUAGUAUCUUCUACAAGGCUGGAACUGCGGGGGCUUGGCCAGGCUGAUUCAAAAGAGAACUGCUGGCAAUUUUUUAUUGACCGAAUUCGUCGGCAACUAAAGGUUGUGUUAUGCUUCUCCCCGGUGGGUUUCACCCUGAGAGCAAGAGCGAGGAAAUUUCCAGCCCUCGUCAAUUGCACUGCCAUUGACUGGUUCCAUGCUUGGCCCCUGGCCGCUCUCCAGUCCGUUAGCACCAGCUUCAUUGACAAGAUGGAUUUACUUGAUCCUCACGUGAAGCCUUCAAUCAGCCACUUCAUUGCUUUUGCACACACAAGCGUUAAUGAAGUAAGUGUCAAAUACCAGCAGAAUGAGAAGCAUUAUAACUACACAACACCAAAGAGUUUCCUGGAACUAAUUAAACUCUACCAGAAUCUGCUAGCGAAGAAGAGAAAAGAGUUGGUUCAAAAAAUGGAAAGAUUGGAAAAUGGGCUACAAAAGCUGCAGACUACAGCUUCACAGGUGGAAGAUCUGAAGUCUAAGCUUGCCGUUCAAGAGAUAGAACUUCAUCAGAGAAACAAAGACACUGAGGCUCUUAUUGACAAAAUUGGCCAACAGACAGAAAAACUAAGUCAAGAAAAAGCCACCGCAGAUGAGGAGGAGCAGAAGGUGGCGGCCAUUCAAGCAGAAGUAACAAAGCAGCAGAAAGAGUCUGAAAGUGACCUUGCCAAAGCCGAGCCAGCUCUGAACGCUGCAAAUGCUGCCCUGAACACGCUGAAUAGGCUGAACCUAACUGAGCUAAGAACUUUCCCAAACCCACCUGCUAUCGUAACAAAUGUGACGGCUGCUGUCCUGGUUCUCUUGUCCCCGAGCGGCAAGAUUCCAAAGGACAGGAGCUGGAAAACCGCCAAGAUGUAUAUGAGCAAGGUAGAUGAAUUCCUCCAAAGUCUCAUCAAUUUUGAUAAAGAACAUAUCCCCGAAGCCACUGUUAAAGCUUUAAAAGAAGAUUAUCUGAGUGAUCCAGAGUUUAGCCCAGAGUUUGUCCGGACAAAAUCUUCAGCAGCUGCUGGUCUUUGUGCAUGGGUUAUUAAUAUCGUUAAAUUCCACGAGGUUUACUGUGAAGUAGACCAAAAACGGCAAGCCCUGGCCCAGGCCAACGCAGACUUGAUCGUUGCAGCGGAAAAACUUGAGUCAAUAAGGAAGAAGCUCAAUGAACUAGACACAAACCUGGCUGCCUUCACCACUGCCUUUGAGAGGGCGACAGCUGAGAAAAUCCACUGCCAGGAAGAAGUGAAUAGAACUAAUAAGACUAUUGAGCUGGCCAACAGAUUAGUGAAAGGUCUCGAGUCAGAGAAUGUGAGGUGGGCUCAGUCCGUAGCUCAGUAUCAUGAGCAAGAGAAGACACUGUGUGGAGAUGUGCUUCUAACAGCAGCAUUCGUUUCGUACGCGGGGCCAUUUGCCAAACGGUAUCGGCACGAGCUAGUUCAGAAUCUCUGGCUGCCCUUCUUGAGAAGCCAAAAGGUUCCCAUUCCAAUGACUGAAGGUCUUGAUCCGAUCUCCAUGCUGACGGAUGAUGCAACAAUUGCUAAAUGGAACAAUGAAGGCUUGCCUAGUGAUACCAUGUCCACGCAAAACGCCACUAUUCUUACAAACUGCGAACGUUGGCCUCUAUUGAUUGACCCCCAGCACCAGGGGAUCAAAUGGAUAAAAAGCAGAUAUGGCUCGGAUUUGAAAGUCAUCCAUUUGAGUCAGAAAGGGUAUGUCGAUGUGAUAGAAGAAGCUAUUGUUGCUGGAGACCCUGUUUUAAUAGAAAACCUGGAGGAGACCAUCGAUCCUGUGCUUGACCCUCUGCUUGGAAGGCACAUGCUCAAAAAAGGAAGGUAUAUUAGAGUAGGAGAUAAGGAGUGUAAAUUUCACCCUAAAUUCCAGCUCAUCCUCCACACCAAACUUGCCAAUCCCCAUUAUAAACCAGAAAUCCAGGCUCAGACCACAUUAAUCAAUUUUACUGUCACACGAGAUGGUUUAGAGGAUCAACUGUUGGCAGACGUUGUCAACGUGGAAAGACCUGAUCUGGAACACUUUAAGUCUGAACUCACAAAGCAGCAAAAUUAUUUUAAAAUUGAGUUGAAAAUGCUUGAAGAUGAAUUACUGACACGCCUUUCAGCUGCCGAGAGUAAUUUCCUUGGGGAUACCCUUUUGGUUGAGAGACUGGAAACAACAAAACACACAGCGGCAGAAAUAGAAAUUAAGGUUAUGGAAGCCAACAUCAAUGAAGUCAAGAUCAACGAGGCCCGUGAGCAUUACCGCCCAGUAGCAGCAAGAGCCUCGCUUCUCUACUUCCUCAUGGAUGAGCUGAAGAAAAUCAAUCCAAUGUAUCAGUUCUCACUCAAGGCAUUUAAUGUUGUAUUUCACAAAGCGGUGCAACAAGCAGAACCUUCCAACAAUGUGAAAGAGAGGGUCAACAACCUGAUCGACUGUGUAACCUACUCUACUUUUAUUUAUAUCAGUCGCGGGCUAUUUGAGAGAGACAAGCUUACUGUCACAGCCCAAGUAGCUUUCCAGCUCUUGCUUAUGAAUAAGGAGAUUGAUGCCCAUGACCUAGAUUUCCUUCUGAGAUUUAAUAUUGACCACAGUUAUAACAGCCCUCUGGAUUUCCUCUCCAAUUCCACCUGGAGCGCAAUUAAGACAAUGAGCUUCAUGGAUGAAUUUCGUGGCUUGGAUAAAGACAUAGAAGGAUCUCCAAAGCGAUGGAAAAAAGUGGUGGAGUCAGAAUGUCCCGAGAAAGAGAAGUUUCCACAAGAAUGGAAGACCAAAAGUUCCCUCCAGAAACUGAUUAUGAUGAGAGCCUUGAGGCCAGAUCGGAUGACAUACGCUGUCAGGAACUUUGUUGAGGAGAAACUUGGAAGCAAAUAUGCAGAGGGACGUAAAACUGACUUUGCAAAAUUGUUUCAAGAGAGCGGGCCUGCUUUGCCAAUAAUUUUCAUUUUAUCUCCCGGAGUUGACCCACUGAAAGAUGUGGAAUCUUUAGGUAAGGCUCUUGGCUUUACCAUUGAUUCGGGGAAGCUUCACAACGUGUCUCUGGGUCAAGGGCAGGAGGCCAUAGCUGAGAUGGCUCUGGAAAAGGCAUCGAAAGAAGGCCACUGGGUUAUCCUCCAAAAUAUUCAUCUUGUUGCAAAGUGGCUUGACACAUUAGAGGAAUUGCUGGAGAAGUACAGUGAAGGAAGUCACUCAGCCUACCGUGUUUAUAUGAGUGUUGAACCUGCCCCCACCCCUAAAGAGCAUGUAAUUCCACAGGGAAUCUUGGAAAACUCUAUUAAAAUAACCAAUGAACCACCAACCGGGAUGCUGGCUAAUCUUCACGCUGCAUUGGAUAAUUUUGACCAGAACAUUCUUGAUCAGUGUACCCGUGAGCAGGAAUUUAAGGCGAUUCUGUUCCCCCUCUGCUACUUUCAUGCCUGUGUGGCUGAGCGGCGGAAAUUCGGACCUCAGGGCUGGAACAGGAAAUACCCUUUCAGCAACGGGGACCUUACCAUUUCGGUCAGCGUUCUGUACAAUUACUUAGAAGGGAACUCACAGGUACCCUGGGAAGAUCUACGUUACUUGUUUGGAGAGAUUAUGUAUGGCGGUCAUAUUACAGACGAUUGGGAUAGGCGGCUGUGCUGUACUUACCUGGAAGAAUAUAUGCAGCCCUAUCAGUUUGAUCGGAAACUGGCCCUUGCUCCUGGCUUUGUAGUGCCUUCGAACCUGGAUUACCAAGGUUACCACAAAUACAUUGAUGAAAUGCUUCCCCCCGAAAGCCCAGUCCAUUAUGGCCUCCAUCCCAACGCAGAGAUCGAAUUCUUGACAGUGACUUCAAACAACCUGUUCCAUUCUCUGCUUGAGCUACAAUCCCAAGACUCCAUCACUGGGGAAGGGGCAUCACAGACCGUGGAAGAAAAGGUUAAGGCCAUAUUAGAUGACAUACAAGAGAAGCUUCCGGAAGGAUAUAACAUGUCUGACGUUACCUCAAAAACAGCUGAACGUUCUCCAUAUAUCCUGGUUUGCUUUCAAGAAUGUGAACGGAUGAAUAUACUCUUACAUGAGAUAAGACGUUCCCUUAAAGAACUUGAUCUCGGUCUUAAGGGUGAGUUGGCAAUCUCUGCUGAGAUGGAGCAACUACAGACAGCUCUCUUUUUUGAUAAUCUUCCUGACACUUGGAUGAAACUGGCUUAUCCAUCAACCUACAGCCUAGCUCAGUGGUACAGCGAUCUCCUUCUGCGCUGCCGUGAGCUCGAUUCCUGGGCGCAGGAUCUCACCCUCCCCAGUGUCGUCUGGAUAUCAGGCUUUUUCAACCCCCAGUCCUUCCUCACAGCUGUCAUGCAGAGCCUCGCCCAUAAAAACGAAUGGCCUCUGGAUAAGAUGCACAUAACGGUGGACGUCACCAAAAAGUACAAAGAGGAGUUUACGCAGCCUGCUAGAGAAGGGGCAUACAUACACGGCUUGUACUUGGAAGGUGCUUGCUGGGAUGUUCAGGGCGGUCACAUAGCUGAAGCUUGCCUGAAAGCACCGACGCCGGCUAUGCCAGUUGUGUUUGUAAGAGCCAUCCCCAACGACAGGCAAGAGACAAGGAAUAUUUACGAAUGCCCAGUGUAUAAGACAAAACUAAGGGGCUCCACUUAUGUGUGCACUUUCCAUUUAAAAUCAAGGGAAAGGCCAGCUAAAUGGAUUCUCGCUGGUGUUGCUUUGCUUUUAAGUGUGUGA